Messenger RNA from Procambarus clarkii (red swamp crayfish), 7422 nucleotides. The record is from RefSeq and is a predicted model, not a curated record. NCBI's taxonomy places the organism in Eukaryota, Metazoa, Arthropoda, Malacostraca, Decapoda, Cambaridae.
UCAAGGGCUUUGUCGAGGUGAGAUGUGGCGCUGUGGCUCCUGCCUUCCCCGACCACGUGGCUCCCGCACUCCCCACUAACAUGUUAAAAACCUUAGAACGAGUCUGUGUCGCUCAGUCAUCUGCACUGUAGAAAUAUGUGCGGCUUUAUCUGUCUGGUGACGGGUUGAAAGGAAACUAAUUUACAGAUGUGUUUCACUUUACACUGAUAAUAUAUGAUGCUGUCGAUCACGCAUUGUUUGUGACUUAAAAACUGGUCUUUAAGUACACAUAUAAUUAGAAGUAUUAGUAGGAACGUCUUCGCCAAUUGUCAUAAGGGACUAUAAACGCAGAGUUAUUAGUAGUACAGGAAGACUGCCAUCUGAGGCUUGGGCUCCAACAGCUGAAUUAAGGAGAAGGUCUCCUGCUUGAGGUGUGAGAAAGAGACAGCAUCACCAGCAGGAUGACGGCACCUACAGCAGCAGUGAGGUGGCUGGUGGUGGCGAUGCUUGUGGCAGGAGCUCUCACUGCUCUACAGCAAGGAAUGCCUCAGGUGUGCCGGUACCAGCGCCAGGAGAAGGUGAAGGUGCAGGUGCCCACUGUCAGAGCCUUCACCGCCAACGUCAAGAUCUUCCGCCCAGACUGUCUCACCAACGCCCCAGAUUGCGUCGGCUACGAGAGAAGGACCAAAUAUCGGAAGGUGUACCAGGAUAGAGAAGAGGUCCACACCCACACUGUCUUCGCCUGUUGUCCCGGCUGGUCCACACAGGACUCAACGGAGAGAGACGAGAAGAAAGGUGGACGACGCCACAAGGACGACAAGGAGACGAGUGCCGGAAGCGACGAAGGGUGUUUCACUAGAUCGGACACCUCGUCUGAAGAAGAUGGAGGACGAGAGAUAACACACGAGGGUCAGGUCUAUCACUUGGUCGACGACUCCAAGGAAAGAAGGAACAAUUCCUAUUUCAAGGGCGAGCUGUAUAACUUGUACAAGCUGGUGUAUGGGCCAGUAGAGGCCGAACGCCUCGCCGAAAACAAAAGCUCUGAAGAUGGGCCUUUUUUGGCUAAUUCUCAGCCGGCUUCUCAGGGUAGCCUUGGCAACACUAGCAUCAACAUCAAGACUCAAGAGUACGCCAGCGACGACCCGAGUUCGCACGGACUUGCUACAGCAGGAGACCCGGACCUCUCUCAGAGACCUCUUGCUUCAUCAGACACCGAAGGCACCAGCCACCAGAAGAUCCAAAUCACCGCCCCGCAUCACCACCACAGAAGCCACCACCACAGGCGGCCCACCGAAGCUUCAGCAGCUGCCAGCCUUAGCCGCCACCACCGCUCUCGUAGCCGCCACCACCGGCGCCACAGAGGCCGCUCCCUCCCCAGCCACGACGAGGACGGGGAAGCCAAGACAGCACACGACUCAGGCCAGAGCAGUAUUCGUCGCCACCUGCACAGACUUCACAAGAAGACGAACGACACAGAGGGCGAUGUGUCCAGCUACAUCGUCAUCAUGUCACCGGGCAAGAGAAACGGGCGCAGGCGCGGCCAGGGAGGCAGGGAGCGGCCCGAGGGAGUGGCUGCGCAGGAGCAGGUUUCCCGCCUACAGGAGGUGGUGCAAGCGCCUCCCGGAACACCUCACAACCGGGACGAGUGCCAUGGGGACAAUGGAGGCUGUGACCACUCCUGUACCAACACUGUGGGCUCCUUCCAGUGCUGCUGCGGCUCCGGCUACAGACUCAUGCCCGACCAGCGCUCCUGUCAGGAUGUGGACGAGUGUAACUACCAUAAUGGCGGAUGUUCCCAUGAGUGUGUCAAUACAAUGGGAUCCUACCAAUGUCGCUGCAGCCCCGGCUACCGCCUCCUAUCUGAUGGUCGCACCUGCGUUGGCGAGGAGACGUGCGGGGUCAACAAUGGUGGGUGCCAGCACUCCUGCAGCGACUCCUCCGGGCGGGUCGUCUGCUCCUGUCGCCCAGGGUACCGAUUGGACCGUAAUGGACGAGGGUGUGGGGCUGUGGACCCAUGCGCACUCAACAAUGGUGGUUGUGACGACCUCUGCCAGGUGGAGCAAGGGCAAGCCCGCUGCUCCUGCAGGCGGGGCUUCACCCUGGCCAAUGACCAGGUGUCCUGCGUUGACCUGGACGAGUGUCACACCCCGGGCACCUGCAGCCAUCUGUGCCAGAACACCUGGGGCUCCUAUGAGUGCCUCUGUAAAUCCGGCUACCAGCUGGGCACCGAUCAUAAGUCGUGUUACAUGAUUGACAUGGAAGUGAUCAACUCGUGUCUGGAGAACAACGGUGGAUGUCAACACAUGUGUCGUCAUGGUGCAAGAGGAGCUGUCUGCAGCUGUCACCCAGGCUACCUUUUACAACCCGACCGUCGCAGCUGUCAGGACGAGGACGAGUGUGAGGCGAAGACCCACCGGUGCCAGCAGGAGUGUGUCAACACCGCAGGGGGCUAUGCCUGCGCCUGCACCCAGGGCUACACCCUCAGCUCCGACACCUUCACCUGUGCUGAUGUGGAUGAGUGUGAGCGGCAGAACGGGGGAUGUGAGCACGAAUGUCGAAACACCCAAGGUUCAUUUAUAUGUACCUGCCGAAGGGGCUAUGUUCUCGUUGACCGCACCCACUGUGACAUGGUCAACUACGACUACACCGGAGAGUACUCUGAUCGUUAUCCAUCCCAGGCCACUCAUGGUGACACUGACUUUAGCACCACCCUGGAAGCAGAUAACUACCCAUCCCAGGCCACUCGUGGGGACACGGAUUUCAGCACCACCCUGGAAGAUGACUCUUCUCUACUUGGGGACACGUCAGAUUCCACCCAUGACUUCUGGAAUGACGUGACCUAUGCUGAACAUGCCAAGGUCACCACCAUACACACCCGUUGUGUUCCAGGUCACUUUGGUCCAAACUGCACAUUAACUUGUGCCGACUGUCCCGGUCAGUGCGAUACUUCGGGCUGUGUAUGUCCUCCUGGGACCACUGGUCCCACCUGCUCUCUUCCCUGUCCUGUGGGAUUCUAUGGACUGGAAUGUAACCAGAUGUGUCGCUGCGAGAAUGGUGGCACAUGUGAUCCUGUUUCUGGCAAUUGCACGUGUCCCCCGGGAGUGUCUGGGAACCUUUGCCAAGAUGGAUGUCCUGCUGGAUACUACGGGGGCCAGUGUGAGCGGCGGUGUCCCAUGAUGUGCCCCAACAUGCGCUGUAACAGAGUCUUUGGUUUCUGUGAGUGUGAUCCAGGACGCUUUGGGCCCAAGUGUAACAUGCCCUGCCCGGCCCUCACCUGGGGCCCCAACUGCCGCUACCAGUGCCAGUGUCAAGCCCACACUACUGCUAAGUGCCACUCUGAGAGUGGUGUAUGUGAAUGUCAACCAGGCUACGUGGGCUCUGACUGUUCAGAGGCGUGCCCAGCUGGCAGCUGGGGUGCCGGGUGUUUGCAUGAAUGUCAGUGUGCCAGUAGUGCCACAUGCCACCCUGCCAAUGGUGUCUGUAUCCAAGACUGUCCAUCGGGCUUCACCGGACCUGACUGUCUCACACCGUGUGAGUUAGGCCACUAUGGUCCUGGGUGUAUGAAGGCGUGCAUGUGUGGCCUGCAGCCUUGUGACCCUACCACUGGUGUCUGCCUCUGUCCUGCAGGUACCCAUGGACCCAACUGCCUCCGGUCUUGUUCCAAAGGCCAGUGGGGUCAGAGCUGUCAGCAGAAAUGUCAGUGCCAGAAUGGGGCCACUUGUGACCGUGUCAGCGGGGCAUGCCACUGCCCUCCAGGAUAUGUUGGUCCAGCAUGCGAGUCGCGAUGCUCAGUUGGCAGGUUCGGUGUGGACUGCAGCGAGACCUGCACCUGUCUCAAUGGCGCAGCCUGUCACCACCUCACCGGCAGGUGUGAGUGCUUGCCAGGGUUCACGGGUCCUAGCUGUGGCCAGCCGUGUCCACUGGGGCGGUAUGGCCAGGAUUGUGUGCACAUGUGUCACUGUGAAAACAAUGGAGGCUGUGACCGUGUCACCGGCGAGUGCGCAUGUGCUCCAGGCUGGCGGGGACCUCAAUGCAAAAUGCCAUGUGAUACAGGAACCUAUGGAUCUGGGUGUGCCAUGAAUUGCAGCUGUGCCAACGGUGCUAAGUGUGACCACAUCUCUGGUGCCUGCAUGUGCCAGCCAGGUUGGCGUGGGACCUUCUGCUCACGGCCAUGUCCUGACGGGUUUUGGGGGCCUGAUUGUCGUUAUCACUGUGGCUGCGGUGCAGGUGCCGCUUGUGACCCUUCCACAGGUUCUUGCGCUUGUCCUCCAGGCAAACAUGGUCAACACUGCUCCAAAACUUGCUCUUCUGAUCGCUGGGGCAGUGACUGCCAGAAUGUGUGUCUGUGUCACAACGGAGGCACUUGUGACAGAGUGUCCGGUGCCUGUGUGUGUCCCCCUGGGUACACAGGUGCCACCUGCCAAGAUAGAUGUCCUAAAGGAACAUAUGGCAAUGGCUGUCAGCACACUUGUCUGUGUCAGCACGGUGCAAGUUGUCAGCAUGACACUGGAACCUGCAUUUGUCCACCAGGCUUCUCUGGUACAUAUUGUGAGACAGGUUGCGAGCAUGGCAGGUAUGGACCUGGGUGUGUACUGGAGUGUCACUGUCAGCACGACGGCCAGUGUGACCCCAUUACUGGCGCCUGCAAGUGCACCUCGGGCUGGCGUGGCCAACACUGCCAUAAAUCUUGCCACAAAGGGUUCUGGGGUGGAGGGUGUGAACAAGUUUGCGACUGUGAACAUGGCUCUCACUGUGACCCCAUCACGGGCGAGUGCCAAUGCCCUCCUGGCUAUGUCGGUGACAGGUGCCAGUUUAUCUGCCCCUUUGGCUAUUAUGGGAACAGGUGCGAGGAACUCUGUACAUGUGGGGAAGACGAGCCAUGUGACCAUAUGACAGGUGCAUGCACUUGUCCACCAGGGCGUCAUGGCCACCAGUGCCACGAAUAUUGUGCUGAGGGGAGAUGGGGUGAAGGGUGCCAACAUGAGUGCCAGUGUGCCAGGUCUUCCCUUUGUGACCCAGUCAGCGGUGAAUGCUUCUGUCCCGCAGGUCUUCGUGGUCGGAAUUGUAGGAGAGGCUGUCCCCGGGGCAGAUAUGGAGUCGACUGCAACCAGAAGUGCAAAUGUGAAAACAGUGGGACUUGCGACCCAGUCAGUGGGCAGUGCCAGUGUCGUGAUGGUUACUAUGGCCCCACCUGUGCCCUUCCAUGUCCAACUGGCACUUUUGGAUUCAACUGCAAUGAGACUUGUGAGUGUGAGCACGGAGGUGAAUGCAGUGGGGUCGGGGAGUGCCGGUGCCCUGCAGGGUAUACGGGAUCGCACUGUGAGACUCCAUGCCCUGACCACACCUGGGGCCUCCGCUGUGCCUUCCACUGCCGCUGCCACAAUGAUGCCAUCUGCCAUCCAGCGACGGGGAAGUGCCAGUGUGGGCUAGGGUGGACUGGACCAGAAUGUGGCCAGGAGUGCAUCCCGGGUCGCUAUGGCCCCAACUGCCAACUGGACUGUGCCUGCCACCACAACGUCUCCUGUGACCGCUUUUCCGGUUGCUGUGAGUGUGGCCCGGGCCGCUAUGGCCGCUACUGUGAGCUGGAGUGUCCGGAUGGGUUCUACGGAGCAUAUUGCACAGGUGUUUGUGAUUGUCAUAACGGUGCCAGCUGUGAUCCUCAUACGGGACAGUGCCGCUGUGCACCUGGCUUUACUGGCGACACCUGUCAACACACCUGCCAACCAGGGAAUUUCGGUGUCCACUGUCGUGAAGAGUGCCAGUGUGGAGAUUAUCCGUGUCACAGAGAGUCCGGGGAGUGCAUCUGCCCUCCAGGCACCAAGGGGGAUUACUGUGCCAUGCCAUGUGGAACGGGCAGGUAUGGCCGAGGGUGUGAACAGGUGUGCGAGUGUCACAAUGGAGGAACCUGUCAUCCAGCCACAGGCCACUGUUCCUGCACCCCAGGCUGGCUUGGACCCAAGUGUGAUGAGAAGGAUGUCUCCUUCAUCACGGCGAGCGACCAACGAGGACGGGCAGAUAUCCCUGUUGAGCUCAGCUGAUUACACUACUGAUGGGGAAAAUGUGUGUGAUGUCACAGCACUGUGAUUAACAGACAAGUAACUUGAGCUGCAUAUUGCUAGAAGAUGAUGGUAAAAUUUAUGUAAAACCGCCAUGUAUUACCGACGUUGAUGCCGAGUGGUGGUACCUGUGUCCAUGUGCCGAAAACUUUGAAAUUACUGUAUAUCUCGGCGAUUUAUCACGUGCUAUUGUUAAUACAGUACAUGUUCGUGAGUGAUUGCUCAACAGCAAACUCCUGCACACCAUCUCCUGGCUGUGCUUGCUCACAGAUAAUGAUGAGUGACAUUCGUUAAGAAAAAAUCUGAAUUUCUGGCAUGUGUGAUUCAAAAAAAUGGCACAUGAAAACAACAAAUUAUAAAAUUCUAGUGAUGCAUUUCUGAUUAGAACAACUGUGUGAAAAUUUACAACAACAGAACUUCUUUAAAUAUACUACUGUAUAUGCAUGUAAAGUGUGGUGUUCUAGUCUUGAACAUCUAAAUGUUAAGUUUUGUCCAAUUAUAUCAUCUUAAUACGCAAGAAGAGUCAAAAUUUUGUAAAUAUUUAAAACAACCAACUGUGAAUUUUCGUAUUCCUAGUGUAGGCGUGUUAUAUAAGUCUAAUCUAGGCAUACUGUAUAAGUCGAUACAUAUUUUCCCAUUUUAUGUGAUGAAAGUUCUCUUUGUUAUAGAUGUUUCAGUUCAGAUAUCGAAAGCAUCCCAUGUUAGCCACAUUGGAUAUGCAUUAAUUACACAUUAAACUCAUUAUGAUGAUAUUGCAUGUGUGUGUUGAUAGUUGUUUCCACAAUUCAGUUCCUGGGCAGGACAGACAGUUCGGCACAUUUCCUUUGACCUGAUGUCGAGUUCACCUAGCAGUAUGUAUGUACAGGUACCUGGGAGUUAUGCAACUAUUGUGGGUUGCACCCAGAGGAAGGUCAGUAGUUGGCCCAGGGACCCUUCAAUAAGCCUACAUGCAGGCUUUCUGUCACGACAACAGGGAAACCAUGACUUGGUUGUGUGUUUGUGUGUGCUGCAAACUAUUUCAUUUAAUGUUGGCGAUGCAAUAAUAGAGGAUGUAUUCCAAGAUAUACAGUAUCUUAGUGGCUACAGUAAAGGGGUAUAAAUUGGAUUAAUUAUUUGUAGAUCUGGUUUAAAUAUCUCAAGCAUAAUUUAGAUUUCAAAGCAAUGUCAGCAACACUUAAUACAUCCAAACAAAAUGUAAAAAGUAAUUGUGAAAUGUAAUGAGUCUCAAAAUGUUGCAUACAAACAUUUCCCAUCAAAAUCCACUUUUCUGAUGCUUAAUUUACAAUAAAUACUGAACAAUUUUAAAAGUAAUGAAUGAAUAAUUGUAGUAGUUGGUAAAUUUUUGUAUUAAAAAUAUAGUGUCAUCAUAAGUUCAUUAUACUGUAAA